Molecule: messenger RNA, 1242 nt
Organism: Cercopithifilaria johnstoni
Lineage: Eukaryota; Metazoa; Nematoda; Chromadorea; Rhabditida; Onchocercidae
Source: the annotation of a GenBank genome assembly
AUGGGUUCAACUCCCGAGAGACCGGAAGGUAAUUUGCCGCCACCACCGACAGAAUUACCAUCAUUUUACCUGCAUCAAAAGGAAACAGCAUUCAUCCCACCAGUUCCACCACAACUACAUCCAGCAUUAGAGUCACCUGAAACAACCCUUUCUUACACCAUGACAAAUUCCGAAAUUCCAUCAAUUACAUUUCCACCUCUUCCUCCUUCUUCCUUUCCUCCUGCGCCCUCUACCCCUAUAUUACCAUCGACGCAGCUCUUAGCAUCAUCAGCACAGGUAAUUCCACCAACUCCAUCCGUUUCCCUUACUUCGUCCUCUGCUAUUCCUGUUGUGGAACAAUCUCCGGUGAUAAUUUCACCAGAAAUUCAUACUACUGCCGCAGAUAUACCGACGACUGUUUGCCAAACAGUAUCUUCAACAAUAUUACCGCAACCGAUGGUCGUAUCACCUACACAAAUUAUGAUUCCAAUGAAUGCACAGAAAACGGAACAAACGAUAUCAGAAAUAAAUGAUGAAUCGAAAGGAAUAAGUGUAUUGCAUUGGUUUCAACAAACUGUGCAACAGUCAGAAUUCUUAUCCAAAAUGGCUAAUAAAGCCAAGAUAGGAAUGGAUUCGGUAUUGACGGCACUGGAUCCUGGAAUGCGAGAUUUUCUGAAUGGUAGCGAUGUGUUGCAUGCUGUUGUACUAUGCUACGCUAGUAAACAGAUUAUCGAUGCUGUAAAACAUGGCCUAUGUCAGACAUUUAGUGAAAUAAUAUUUAAUGAAAUACCUGCAGAAGUAGAACUUGCUACUAACAUUCAGAUUGUUGGAUACAAUUCAGCUUGGAAGAAAGCAAAGGAAUGCUUGACUAAUCUACGAAACAAUAAUAUUGUUACUCCGGAAACAACACUAUUCAUUAUACAGCCGUUUAUAUAUCAAGUUGAUAAUUGUUGGUUUGAUACUGCUCUAAUAUUAGCUCAAAAGGGAGACGUUGAAGUCAGUGUAUUUAUACAAGCAACACAAGUUGAUGCUGACAUAAUUGCUAUACUUCAGAAAUAUACACCAAAAGGAUACGCAAGUGAUGCAUUUGCUACAACAGUUGGUUAUGCAUAUGCGGAAAUGUAUGGUGGUGAUCCGGAUGAUUGGCAAAGAACUCUUCUUUCAUUUUCUUCUACUGAACUCUAUCGAGCAGCAUCCCUUGCGCUUGGAACAAAUUUGAAGCGGAUUUUGUCGAUGAAGAAUUCCUCCAAACCCGCGUUGUAA